This is a messenger RNA of Ogataea philodendri, 1086 nucleotides long. RefSeq lists its product as uncharacterized. Gene Ontology annotation, molecular function: agmatinase activity; metal ion binding. The transcript has a single exon. NCBI's taxonomy places the organism in Eukaryota, Fungi, Ascomycota, Pichiomycetes, Pichiales, Pichiaceae. Bases 1 to 1086 code for a protein of 361 amino acids. The record is from RefSeq and is a predicted model, not a curated record.
AUGACUAUUUCUCAAGAGAAACCGGAAGCAACUUUACAGGAGAAAUGGGGUAAUGGCCCAGGCUUCGCUGGAAUUGUCACUUUUGCCCAUUUUGACCACCACCCAGCACUACUUGAGCCAGAAAAAAGGUUUGAUAUUGGAAUCAUUGGUGUGCCAUUCGACACCGCCACCAGUUAUCGUCCUGGUGCACGGUUUGGUCCAAGUGCAAUUCGUCAAGGUUCUCAACGUCAAAGCGAGAAGCGUGGUUACAAUCUGAGAGCCGGUUACAACCCGUACAAGGAAUGGGCCACCAUGAUGGAUUGUGGUGAUAUUCCUGUUACCCCUGUGUCUAACGAGGUUGCUCUUGAGCAAAUGACAGCUGCAUUUGAGGAGCUUUUGUUGCGUCGCCAGUCUGAAGCAGAUCCAAACCAUCCUCCUCGGUACAUUGCUCUUGGUGGAGACCAUUCAAUCAUUCUGCCUCACCUAAGAGCACUCCACAAAGUUUACGGACGGGUUGCCGUUAUUCACUUUGAUGCUCAUCUGGAUACAUGGAAUUCUUCCAAAAGAACUGGGUAUUGGGACUCGGAGAAAACUAGAUUUACCCACGGCUCUAUGCUCUGGAUGGCUUCUCAUGAGGGACUAAUUAGUGAGGACUACAACGUCCACGUUGGUUUGCGUGCUAGAAUUGCCGGAAAGAGCGAGGAAGACUAUACUGAGGAUACCAGUCAGGGCUGGCAAAGAUUCAGUACCGAUGACGUUUGGUUCCAGGGUACAAGCUCCAUGGACAAAAUCAUAGCUCAGAUCAAGAAGAGAAUUCCUGAGAAAUAUCCUGUCUACAUUUCCCUUGAUGUUGAUUGCAUGGACCCUGGAUUUGCUCCAGGAACAGGAACGAUCGAACCAGGUGGAAUGACUCCAAGGGAAGUCCUUUACCUUUUGCGUGGUCUUGAUUUCAAUCUUGUGGGAGGUGAUGUUGUCGAGGUCAGCCCGGCUUAUGAUAAUGCUGAAAUCACAGCUACUGCUGCUUCCCAAGUUGUCUACGAACUGAUAACAACUAUGGUUCAGAAGGGCAAACCUCUUCCAACUCUCCAACAGCAAUCUCUAAAUUAG